Fukomys damarensis (Damara mole-rat) is the source of this 3294-nucleotide messenger RNA. It is a transcript of the gene Znf569, whose product is annotated as zinc finger protein 569. The transcript is spliced from 5 exons. The coding region runs from base 325 to 2562 and encodes 745 amino acids. The record is from RefSeq and is a predicted model, not a curated record. Gene Ontology annotation, biological process: negative regulation of transcription by RNA polymerase II. Gene Ontology annotation, molecular function: DNA-binding transcription repressor activity, RNA polymerase II-specific. Lineage: Eukaryota; Metazoa; Chordata; Mammalia; Rodentia; Bathyergidae.
UUGCUCUCGGCCAUAGCUAGCGGCGACCUCAGCGGCGCCUCAUCGAAGCCCGCUCGGGCUGACCCACUUGGGCGGCGUUCGGGUGUGGAGUCGGGGCGUGCGUGUUCUGGCUCCGUGGUGAGUCCUUGGGAGCCUUUGUGCUGGGUGGGAGCGUGGUCGUCGCCGCGCCGGACGUCUCGUCUGUGCGGUGGUUCCCGAAGGCCGUGGGAGUGGCGCGUGAAGGACCGAGCGCCCAGCGUGAGGUGACCGGUAUUCGCGCUUUCCCUUCUGUGUUUCAUUAUGAACGAGGGCGCAGACGUGCGUGACUGCGCGAUCUUUAAGUGAAUGAGAAACUGCGUGGGUGGAAGAGUUCUUGUAUUAAGGAUCCGUUCAUUCAUAGACUCACCAUUUAUUGAAUGCUGUCUGUCUAACAGGCAUGAUUCUAGAUGCUUGGGAUUUAGCAGUAAACAAAAGAGACAACCCUUGUGCUAUAAUGAUACUUACAUUGUUGUGGGCCUGAUAAUAAACAAGGGAACAGUGACAUUCAAAGAUGUGGCUAUCGACUUCACUCAGGAAGAAUGGAAGCAAUUGGAUCCUGCCCAAAGGAACCUGUACCGGAAUGUGAUGUUAGAAAACUAUAACAAUUUAAUUACAGUGGGCUAUCCAUUCACCAAACCUGAUGUGAUUUUCAAGUUGGAGCAAGAAGAAGACCCAUGGGUGGUAGAGGAAGAAGUAUUAAGGAAACACUGUCCAGGAGAAAUAUGGGGAAUUGAUGAUCAUCAGAAAACCCAGGACAGAUUUUUGAAACAAAUUUUCAAGAAAACACUGACUGAAGAAGAAGCCAAUGAAUGUCACAAGAAAUUCACAAAUGUGUUUUCUCUGAAUUCAGAUUUUAUUCCUUCCAGAUAUAAUCUCUAUGAAUAUGAUUUGUUUCAAAACUAUUUAGAACAUAAUUUUAACUGCCAUAAUAAUGUGAAAUGCCUUUUAAGAAAGGAAUAUUUUGAAUAUAAUGGAGAUAUGAGAUCAUACGGCAAUAGUUCAUCCUCUCUUGCAGUAACCCCCUUUAAGUGUAAUCAUUGUGGAAGAGGUUUUAGUCAAACAUUGGACCUUAUCAGACACCUAAGAAUUCAUUCUGGAGAGAAACUUUAUGAAUGUAACCAAUGUCGAAAAGCCUUCAGCCACAAGGAAAGGCUCAUUAAACAUCAUAAAAUUCAUAGUAGGGAACAGUCUUAUGAAUGUAAUGAAUGUGGGAAGACUUUUAUUAAAAUGUCAAAUCUUAUUAGACAUCAAAGAAUUCAUACCGGAGAGAAACCCUAUGCAUGUAAUGAAUGUGGGAAAUCCUUCAGUCAGAAGUCAAAUCUCAUUGAACAUGAAAAAAUUCAUACUGGAGAGAAACCUUAUGAAUGUAAUGAGUGUGGAAAAGCCUUCAGCCAGAAGCAAAGCCUCAUUGCACAUCAGAAAGUUCACACUGGAGAGAAACCUUAUGCUUGUAAUGAAUGUGGUAAAGCCUUCCCUCGAAUUGCAUCCCUUGCCCUUCAUAUGAGAAGUCACACAGGGGAAAAACCUUACAAAUGUGAUAAAUGUGGAAAAGCCUUCUCUCAGUUUUCCAUGCUCAUUAUACAUGUGAGAAUACAUACAGGUGAGAAACCUUAUGAAUGCAGUGAGUGUGGAAAAUCUUUCUCUCAAAGCUCAGCCCUUACUGUACACAUGAGAAGUCACACUGGUGAGAAACCCUAUGAAUGUGAGGAAUGUAGGAAAGCCUUCAGCCACAAGAAAAAUUUCAUUACACACCAGAAAAUUCAUACUAAAGAGAAACCUUACGAAUGUAAUGAAUGUGGUAAAGCUUUUAUUCAGAUGUCAAAUCUUGUUAGACACCAGAGAAUUCAUACUGGAGAAAAACCUUAUAUAUGUAAGGAAUGUGGCAAAGCUUUUAGCCAGAAAUCAAAUCUCAUUGCUCAUGAAAAAAUUCAUUCUGGAGAGAAGCCCUAUGAAUGUAAUGAAUGUGGCAAAGCCUUCAGCCAAAAACAGAAUUUUAUCACUCAUCAGAAAGUUCAUACUGGGGAGAAACCUUAUGACUGUAAUAAAUGUGGUAAAGCCUUUUCUCAAAUUGCAUCCCUUACUCUUCAUUUGAGAAGUCACACAGGAGAAAAGCCUUAUGAAUGUGAUAAGUGUGGAAAAGCCUUCUCUCAGUGCUCACUGCUUAAUUUACACAUGAGAAGUCAUACUGGUGAAAAGCCCUAUGUAUGUAAUGAAUGUGGAAAAGCCUUCUCUCAGAGAACUUCCCUUAUAGUGCAUAUGAGAGGUCAUACAGGUGAAAAACCCUAUGAAUGUAAUAAAUGUGGAAAAGCCUUCUCCCAGAGUUCCUCCCUUACCAUACAUAUACGAGGUCAUACAGGUGAGAAACCCUUUGACUGUAGUAAAUGUGGAAAAGCCUUUUCUCAGAUUUCAUCUCUCACUCUUCAUAUGAGGAAACAUACAGGUGAAAAGCCCUAUAACUGUAUUGAGUGUGGCAAAGCUUUCAGCCAAAAGUCACACCUUGUUAGACACCAGAGAAUCCAUACUCAUCAGAAACAGUAUUCAUAGUGUGAGCAUGAAAAGCCCCUCAAAGGAAUUAGCACCUCAUGGCACAUUACAUGAUUGGUUCUAGAGCAGAAACCAGUGAAUAUGGGAAAGCCUUUUGAAGAUGUUCACAAAUUUAUAAAACAUUAGAGAAUUAUUACCAAGGUGAACAGUUUUGUGAAAAAUCUUCAGUAGAUAACCUUACUCAUAGAUGGUAUUUAAUAUUCUCAAAUCUGAAAGAAGAUAACUGCUAUUUGCUUUUCAACAUACUAUUCAAGCACCCAGCUAAUAUAUUAAACAAGACAAAAGAAGAUUGAGAAAAGAAUGAUACGAUAGUCUUUUAUAUAAGAAAUAGCUAAUUAAGAUGUGCUGAAAGAAAAUAUAUAUGAAUAAACACAACAGUGAAUUAUGAAACAUUUAUAUCUAUAAAGAUACAGAAUAUGUUGAAGGACCCAAAAGAACACCUGAAAAAUUGAGAGAAAUGCAAUUAUUCCGGAAAGACUUGACAUUGUAUAAAUAUGUUCUCUCCAAAAUCUUUAAUGUACUUCCACUCAUAAUUUAUGCCUGUUAUGUUUGACUUUCACAAACUGCUUUAGGAUAUAUGAGAAGUUAAAGGACCCCAAAUAGCUGAAACAAAUUUGACAAAGCAAAACAACUAGAGAAGACACACUGUUAUCAUUACAUACUUCAUUUAGAGCUGUUGUCAUUCAAACUAUCAUUCAGUGACUAUAAUCAGUGUAAAAAAAAAAAGAUUGG